Messenger RNA from Hansenula anomala, 1602 nucleotides. It is a transcript of the gene VPS17, whose product is annotated as retromer subunit VPS17. The record is from RefSeq and is a predicted model, not a curated record. Gene Ontology annotation, biological process: retrograde transport, endosome to Golgi; intracellular protein transport. Gene Ontology annotation, molecular function: phosphatidylinositol-3-phosphate binding. The transcript has a single exon. The coding region runs from base 1 to 1602 and encodes 533 amino acids. NCBI's taxonomy places the organism in Eukaryota, Fungi, Ascomycota, Saccharomycetes, Phaffomycetales, Wickerhamomycetaceae. Gene Ontology annotation, cellular component: endosome; retromer complex; retromer, tubulation complex.
AUGUCCUCUUCUAUACCGUAUGAUCCAGAUGAAUUUGACAACAAUCCAUUUUCAGAGCCAGCUCCAUUGCAACAAGAUCAAGAAGCUGAACAUAGUCCAUAUGCUCAAGAUGAGGAACAACCUGAAUCAGAACAGCCUGAAGUAGAUCAACCAGCUUCAGCUCAAGAAGAUCAACCUACACAAAAGAUUAAUGCCGCUGAGUCUUUGGUUCCUGAGCGGUUUGAUAAAAAACAUGAUUACAAAAUAGUUAUCAAAGUGCAGGCAAUUGAAAGAGUUGGGACACUGAGUAAUAAGAAGGAAAACCCAAGUAUCUUAUUUGAUGUUUCAACAAAUCUUCCACAUUUCAGAAAAAAGAAUUACAAAGGUGUCAAGAAAUCAUAUCAGGAAUUUGAAUCGUUUUUCAAAUUUUUAAAUGGUGCUAAUCCAGAGUGUUUCAUCCCAUCAUUACCAUUAUCAUCAACAAAUUAUGGAAUACAAAAUGAAGAAGAUUAUCGUAAAACUAUAUUCAAUUUCCAGACUUGGUUUAAUAGAAUUACAUCAAAUCCAAUAAUCAUUAGAAAUGAAGAAUUUGUGUUUUUCAUCGAAAGUGAUCAUAAUUCAUAUUCACCUAUACACAAGUCCAAAGUCCCAGCUUCAGGAUUGAGGAGAAAAACAUUGAAACAAUUCCAACCACCAUAUGAUGAAGUAUUAGAAUUGGCUGAAUUUAGACCUCUAAUCAAAUCAAUAUAUAAAACAACCACAAACAUACAUACUAAAUUGGAAAAGUUGAGUAAACUGAGAAAAAGCAUGGCUGUUAGUGAAAAUGAAAUGGGUAACCAGAUUGUUGAAUUAAAUGUUUUGGAAAAUUCCCAUCCAGGUAUGCAAAAUAUGUGGAAGAAAUUUGGUAAGACAAUAACGAUACUUGGUGAUUUAGAAUCUGUGAUUGGUAGUCUUGAUUUAGCCACACUUGGAGAUGGUUUAGAAAGCGUCAUUAAUGAUGGGUAUACAAUCAAAGAAGCAUUGACUAAUAGACAUCUAUUGAUGAGGGAUUUGGUCACAGCACAAUCUAAUACUAAAUUGAAACAUGAAAAUGCUAGAAAAUUGAGAAAUAAAAGAGAUAUUAACCCAAUUAAAGUUGAUGAAGCCAUCAGAUCAUUACAAGAGGCAACCAAUUACGAAGAGGAAUUGACAUUAAAGAUCAAGAGAAUCACAGAAAAUAUGUUGAUUGAAAAGAAGGAAUAUUUGGAAUACCUUGAUAUUUUGAUCAAACAGAUCUUGAAAGAAUUCGUCAUCAAAAGAAUAGAGUAUGAAAGAAAAAAACUAUCAAUUUUGGAAAAAGUUAGACUUGACGUUCGUUUAGUUGAUGAGAAUGGUGGAUUAUCAAGACUAGGAAGGGAGAAGUAUCCUUUGAAGAAAUCAGUACAUACACCAAGUCAAGGACCUGAAGGUGAUAGUUGGAGUGGUGAUCGUAAAGUUUCCCAUUUCAGUGAAGAACUAUUAAAAGAGGAUCAAGAACAAGACGCAGAACUUCCAAUUGAAGAAGAUGAACAAGUCGAAUCUGAGGAAGAUGUUGCCAUUGAUGCUAGAAAUGCGGCUUCGUUACUGGGUGGAUCAACUUUCUGA